AUGGAUAAAGAGGACGAGUGCAUUUGUCUGGCGGACCUCGCUCGGCCCGAGGAUGAUGGUUUUAAUGCCGUCUUUGAGGCCCUGGAGAAGGAGGUGUUCCCCGAAAGCCACCGCAAGAAUGUGCGCGAGGAAGGCGAUGACACAAAGAUGCUGGGGAUGUGCCUCGGUGUGACCAGCCACUACACGAAGGGGGCUCAAGUGUCAGCGGCGACACGUCACAGGCCAGGCCUUGCCAGGCUACUUUGCAGCUUUGCCCGGAAGGAGAUUCCAGACUUCCACUUCACAUCGAUUCAAGUCAACAAGGACUACCAAGCUGCAAUGCAUGUGGACAAAAACAAUCUUGGACCCUCCUGGAUUGUUGGCUUAGGCAACUACACUGGUGGAUGGCUUUGGAUGGACACGCAUGGAGAAAUGGGCCGCGCAACCGACGUAAGGAGAAAAUGGCUGAAGUUCGAUGGCCGGAAGCCGCAUUGUGUAACACCUUUUCGUGGGCGCAGAUACACUCUGGUGUUCUUCACGUAUUCCAACCCGCAGAAAUCGACGUCCUUGUGCCGGCAGGCAGAUUUUUUCACAGCAGCUGCAGCAGCUGCAGUAGUGCGAAGCGAUCCGAGGGCAGUGUGCAGCAACCGUGCAAGUGCUGCUUCUGUCAGCAGGCCGCUGCCCUGUCCGACUUUGAGUGUACAAGCCGCACGCUACAGCUUUCAGCGCUUCAAGCAGAAGGUGGCUGCUCGUGGCGGGCUCCGGCGGAAGGCUCUGAUCGUUCAGGCAGAGUCGCAGAGCGAAGAGAGGCUGAAGGCUGAAAGGCUGAGCUUUCAUCACGAAGCUUUGCAUUACGCCAUGAAGCUGCAGCCUGCAGAAGCAAGUUCGUUGACUGAUGAAGCAGCAGUGAAGAUGCACGAUCAGCGAUUCGAGAACAUCUCCAUAGCACGCGGGGUCCUGGACGUGUUUCCGGAGACGGAUGUCAUGGGGUUCCAGUGCCAAGAAAAAGGGGUUCAAGCUGCGAGCCUCUGGCUUUUUGAAACUGCGAAGUUUGGAGGACUCGCCGUGGCUGCAGUGCUGGCGCUCCUGUCAGAGACGUACCGACUGGCCUCUCGGCCUGAGUAUGGUCCUGUGACCCACAGCUGGAAUCAAUUUGUCUGGAGAUUUGUAGGACGAAUCUCGCACAGUCUCGACCUUGAUUGUCCAAUCAUCCAUCCCUUCAUGGCAGACAGCGGGUCUGAGCAGCCGGAGCUCCAUUUGGUGGCAGCCCUCCGACCGGACAUUGUCCGUGCCGUGGCCUCUUGGCAGGAAGACCUCCGUCAUUCAGCCUGGUCUCGGUGUCGGGGUGCCGUCCGGGUUGCCUGCCUCUGUGGUGCCUGUUCCUGGUAUGUGCCCCGAUCCUGGCUGUCGCAGGCAACUGGCAAGGUGGAGAAGGUCAGUUGCCGGUGCACCCAAGAGGAUAAUGACCUUCUCUGCCCCAACCGUGGGGCCUGCAAAUCGUACAUCUCCUGGCUCACAGCGCGAUGUGGCUUCCAGGAGGCAUCGAGCCUGCAAUGGCUUUGGCUUCCGCCAGGCCCUCAGCCUCUCAUCGCGGCAGGCCGAGCUCCACAGGUGGAACCUGUCGGUGAUGCGGAGCCUUGUGCGAAGGGGCUCUCUCAGCGGUUUCGCUGCAAGAUCUGCCAGGUCUUGACCCAUGCUGAAGUGGUGGAGGGACCUUCGGGAAGCUCCGAAGCGGCAGCAGGAAGUCCUCGCGUUCAAACCGUACUGGUUACGACCUAUGAGGUGCUUCGUACGGCGGCUGCCCGACAGGGAUCCGCAGCCAAAGCCAACGCUGCAGACGCCCUUCAGGGUGUGGAUGAUAUCCCCAGCGAGGCCGACGUGAUGCCACGUGCGCGAGGCAUGUGUCUUCUGGUUUCCAGACAAUCAUGUCGGCCGCCGCGGCGCCUAGCCGAAACAGCUCUGUCCGAGGUCGCACUACCGGGAGCCCAACUGGAUCAUGAAUGGUGA
Messenger RNA from Symbiodinium sp. CCMP2592, 1986 nucleotides. Lineage: Eukaryota; Dinophyceae; Suessiales; Symbiodiniaceae. The record is from the annotation of a GenBank genome assembly.